This is a messenger RNA of Epithele typhae, 369 nucleotides long. RefSeq names its product ubiquitin-like modifier 1. Gene Ontology annotation, cellular component: nucleus; cytoplasm. Lineage: Eukaryota; Fungi; Basidiomycota; Agaricomycetes; Polyporales; Epitheliaceae. The record is from RefSeq and is a predicted model, not a curated record. Bases 1 to 369 code for a protein of 122 amino acids. The transcript has 2 exons. Gene Ontology annotation, molecular function: protein tag activity. Gene Ontology annotation, biological process: tRNA thio-modification; protein urmylation.
AUGGCCUCCCUCUCACUGAAGAUCGAGUUUGGCGGUGGACUGGAACUGCUCUUCUCCAAUCAACGCUCUCACAAAGUCUCUGUGCCCGCGUCCGUGCCUGUCGCUCCACCGGAGAGAUCCAAAGCUCCGGCGGCCUCGACAGAUGGCGGGGAGGGCGCGACAAAGCCGACCGACAUCACAGCCCUCUUGUUCUGGCUUCGGGAUCAUCUGCUCAAGGAGCGCGAGGAGCUGUUCAUUGAGAACGGGACGGUGCGGCCUGGAGUCUUGGUCUUGGUGAACGACACAGACUGGGAACUCGAAGGCGAGGGCGACUACAAGUUGAAGGAUGGUGACGAGAUUGUCUUCAUUUCGACGCUGCACGGGGGAUAG